GAUGACGUCAUUAUAAGUUACCUUGUUAAUUUUAUGAAAAUUGAUUCAAUUAACACCGUUGUAGUAAUAAUUUUGGAUUCAAAAUUCAGUAAUUUUUAAGUUCUUUUGAAAUGUUAAUAAAGCUACCAAUAUGUCUGGCAGCUUCCCACUAAUUGUCACCGAUACGCACGAUUGAUAUCGGCCACGCGCAUACCAAUCGAAUUUCUUUCAUAAAAGCUUAUCAAAUGGAUUUCAUCUGAUUUAGUCAGCAUUUAGUACAAUAGCUAGUCAGUUUAGUGAAAUCGAACAAAGAUGAGUUCAUACAUAGUAAAAAUUUCCAUUCUAAUGUUGCUAGCAGUUCAGGUGUUUGCAACCCAAGAAAACUGUACCGACAGCAGCUUGGAGCAGCACCUCCGCUUGAAACGUUGGCUCACAUUUCAGCCAAACGGUGGAGUGACCAAGCUGCUGGUCGGAUUUGUGGCACCAGUCCGGUGGGGCCACACCCUGAGACGUUUGCUCAACAUGGCCAUAAAUAUACAGGCGAACUACGCCAUCCCGGCGGGGAUUAUUUGGCCCCAUCCGGAAAGUAUCUUCAAGAACCGGCUGAACGAGGGCGCGUACGAGGAUCGCAGCCGGGCCCAGUUGUACCAGCUGAUGGAGCGAAUGUUUCACAAUUUCGGCCGGAAGGGACGCGAGUGUGUGCUGCGGACGAUUUGCGAGUGUUCGUUGAAGCACAAUGGAAUGAUCGGAGAGAUACUGGACGUAGUUUUUACACCUUACGAUUCGGAUGAUAUUGAAGAAGUUUACCAUCAAGCAAAACUUAACGGAGCCUCUGGAUUGGAUUGUGUGGAAACGUACAAGGACUGUCCCCUGGGGCACGGUUUGCUGGAGCAAAUCACGCUCCUUUUUCACAAGUACGAGGUACAAUAAACUUAGACAAACUUUUCAACAGUGAGUUUCUUCCUUCCGAAAUGUCUUUGCUAACCAAUUUCCGUGGGAAAAUCCGUCAACACCCUAUGUCAACAUAAUUUUCCAAAUUGCUUCACAUUUCCCCGUUAACGCUGAACCCACACACCGCAUAAUGUAAUUUCACCAUAAUUUGUGUUCAUAACGUCACAACGUCAUUCGUGCGUUGUGCAUCUUCAAAUUUACCUUGCAUUAAGGUGGGAAACAC
This is a messenger RNA of Culex pipiens pallens (northern house mosquito), 1153 nucleotides long. RefSeq lists its product as uncharacterized. The transcript has 3 exons. The coding region runs from base 292 to 909 and encodes 205 amino acids. NCBI's taxonomy places the organism in Eukaryota, Metazoa, Arthropoda, Insecta, Diptera, Culicidae. The record is from RefSeq and is a predicted model, not a curated record.